AUAAAUAACCGUGGUCGGACGUAUUAACAUUGAUUGCCAAGAAAAUAUUUAUUAUUUUUAUCGUGUGUGUGAAGCUCUGACUUUAAGAAUUAAAAUGCCUUUCAUUUGGUAAACAUGAAUGAAAUGAAAGAGAUCACAUGAGCAUGUCGACAAAACUGGCACUAAAAAGUAUGCAGUUGCUGACGCAAGAGCAGGCAACAAGUAAAGUAAGAAAACAAGAUGCAAACAGAAAAAAGAAAAAGAAGAAAACUACAUCACAAUGUAUAGUUAACGGCGAUGUCUUUCAUAAGAAUCUGGCCUUCUUAAUUGCUCAAGAAAGAAAGAAAGACGCACAUCAGAGUAAAGGACUUGUUGAUACUGAUCUGAUAUUACGCCAUGUAAAAAGAAAUUCUCGGGCGUCGUUAUCAAGCCAACAAAAAUGCGAAAAAGCAAACACGGAACACUACGAUCCAGAUUUAGACUUCGAAGACACUGGACUUUUCAACGAUGAUGAUGAUGAUGAUGAUGAUGAUUACGACAACAGGAAGGGAAAGAAAUCAAUAAAGCGUGUUACUUUUAAGCGAAAAAAAUGAGCAAAAACAGAUAUCCUAUAAUGCAGAAGGGCAGAUAUGAUGAAGCUUAUGAGCUGGCGAGUUGUGUAAUACUUGCUUAUAAAAACUGGUGGCGCAAACAACUGUGACUUUCAAUUAACUAUUCACACAAUUGUACGCUGUAUUGUACGCGAUAGUGAUAGAUUCCAUCCUAAGGUCGUAAAUGACACCUAUCAUUUCUGGCGCAAAAUCAGUGUAACGGCUUUGUGACCUACUGAUCUAGAUUAUAAACACAUAUCCUCUGCGCAAAUCUCUUACACAUUCAUCA
Molecule: messenger RNA, 858 nt
Organism: Hydractinia symbiolongicarpus
Lineage: Eukaryota; Metazoa; Cnidaria; Hydrozoa; Anthoathecata; Hydractiniidae
Exons: 4
Coding region: 138-572 (144 amino acids)
Source: RefSeq, a predicted model, not a curated record